GAGACAAGCGGACAGGCUUUGGCAGGUGACGUCAGAGCGCUGGUCUCGACAUGGCGGCGUCCCAGGACAGUGGCUUGAAAAAUGUGGUUUGGCAGAGGAUCAAAACUGAAAUCCUGGGUGACUGCAGGAAACCAGAUGAAUGGAAGAUUCUUAUAUUGGACUUUUUUACAACAAAGUUGUUAACAUCAUGUUGCAAAAUGACAGAUUUAUUGGGAGAGGGUAUUACAGUUGUUGAAGAUCUUUAUAAAAAAAGACAACCAGUAGUGGAAAUGAAAGCCAUAUACUUUAUAACUCCUACCGAAAAGUCUAUAGAUUGUUUGGUGAAUGACUUCAAGAAUAAACCUUCCAAAUAUAAAGCUGCUUACAUUUACUUUAGUGAUGUUUGUCCAGACAGCCUGUUUGCCAAGCUAAAAACAUGCCAGCCCAAAUCAAUUAAAAGAUGCAAGGAGAUUAAUAUUUCUUUUUUUCCAAAGGAAUCCCAGGUGUUCCUACUAAAUAUCCCUGAUGCCUUUUACCUGUUGUACUCUCCGCAUAAAGAAGAUGACAAAGAAUCAGUCCUGGAAUCUAUGGCACAGCAAAUUGUGACCUUGUGUGCAACACUAGAUGAAAACCCUGGAGUGCGUUAUAAAAAAGAUUCACUGGAUAAUGCAGAGAACUUGGCAAAUUUGGUUGAAGAAAAACUUGUUUGGUAUUACAGAAUGGAUGAAAAGGACCAGUUUAAGAUUAAAACUCCAUCUCAACUGCUCAUUUUAGACAGGGGAUUUGACCCAGUGUCUACUGUGCUGCAUGAACUUACAUAUCAAGCAAUGAUCUAUGACCUCCUAACUGUAGAAGAUGAUAUUUAUAAAUAUGGUGCUGACCGUAUGUCUACUUCAAAGGACAAAGAGGCACGGUUAGAUGAAUCUGAUGAACUAUUUGUUAAAAUUCGUCAUAAACACAUUGCUGGUGUCUUGGAAGAAAUUCCAAAGCUGGUCAAAGAAAUAUCUUCCAACAAAAAGGAAAUCGAAGGAAAGCUCACCAUUGGUAACCUGUCCAAUCUGAUGAAAAAAAUGCCCCAUUUUAAAAAGCAGAUUGGCAAGCAAGCUCUCCAUCUCACAUUGGCAGAGGACUGUAUGAAGAAAUUCCAGCCGCACCUUGAGAAGCUGUGUAAAGUUGAACAAGAUCUGGCCUUAGGAACGGAUGUUGAUGGGCUAAAGGUGAAAGAACAUAUGCGUGUCCUGCUUCCAGUCUUGCUUAACAAAGACUUGGAUAAUUAUGACAAGAUAAGAGCUAUCCUCCUUUACAUCUUCGUUGAGAAUGGAACAACACAGGAGAAUUUGGACAGAUUGAUACAACAUGUCAAGAUUGAGAGUGAUGGGGAUGUGUUAAAGAAUUGGAAGCACAUUGGGGUUCCUAUUAUCCCAAGGUCAUCACAACGUAAGCCAACGAGGAGGGACCGGUCAAAUGAAGAAACCUUUCAACUCUCACGGUGGACGCCUUUAAUUAAAGAUAUUAUUGAGGACAAUAUAGAGAACAAGUUAGACUCCAAGGAGUGGCCAUACUGUUCAGAGUGCCCAGCAGCAUGGAACGGCUCUGGAGCAGUGAGUGCACGACACAAACAGAAUACCAUGUCUCGAGAUGACAGGAAGACUAUGUCUAAGCUGAUUAUUUUUGUAAUUGGCGGUAUCACGUAUUCAGAAAUCCGCAGUGCCUACGAAGUGACACAAGCUAAUAAAUUUUUUCAGGUUUUAAUUGGUUCUACUCACAUUAUCACUCCAAGAAAAAUGUUGGAUGACGUAAAGGACCUUACAAAACUUCGGGCCCCUAAAGACACCUUUACCAUAUUAGAAGAGGUUUAAAGUAUGUACUAUAUCUGACAGGAAAACAUAUCAGCACCUUGAGAUUUAUUUGUAUUUAUCUAUUUUUAUAGAUCUGCGUGUAUUUUUUUAUACACAACAACUGGAAUUGUUGACAUAGGAAUAUUGUCUCCGUAAAUAUAGUUCACCUUGCAAACAAUUUCAUUUUUCUGAUUCUUUUAACCACUGAAAUUCUGCACAACACACUGAAAUAUCAGCUUGUCAAUCUUGUUUGUUUCACUAGUAAUGAGUUAUACAUGUAUGUAUGUAUUUUCAUUUAUAAACACUUACACAUAUGUAAAUAUAUGGAUGACUAAACUUUCUCAAUAAUUUCUGGGACAGUAACACUAAUUUAAUCGCCAGCUUUCUUCAAUUGACCCAAAAAGAAAAGCAACUAAAAGUAUCUAACUUUUAAUAAAUGUGGAAUAAUUGAAAUUAAAUUAAAAGAAAUGCUACUAUGUCUGACAUUCUAAAUUAUAAAUACGGUUAGCCAGGCAUAUACAUCUGGGUUUUGUGUCAUCUUUGUGACACAUCAUCCACCUAUGCUAUAAAGGCUUGGCAUAAUUUUACAUUUAAUCACUGCCUUAAAAUGCGUUCUACUCGUUCAUUUUUGUUUCAAUUUCUUUUCUUUUUUUUAAACCUGUAUAUUUCAAUAUAUCUACAAAAAGGCUUUGCUUAACUUAAUUUUUAAUUAUUCUAACUGCAUUUAUUUUUUCACAUGUUAACUUUUAUUCCCUUGUAGUGGAAAAGGGAAAACAAACUUUUGUGCCUUGAGUUUGAAUAUUAAAAACUUUUUAGUUCUUAUAAUUUGAUGUGUGUAAGUAAUCUAUGCAAAAAUAUAAAAUAAAAAUGGUUUUAAUUUUA
Pelobates fuscus (common spadefoot toad) is the source of this 2699-nucleotide messenger RNA. RefSeq names its product syntaxin binding protein 3 (gene STXBP3). The transcript has 19 exons. Gene Ontology annotation, biological process: vesicle-mediated transport; neurotransmitter secretion; intracellular protein transport. The record is from RefSeq and is a predicted model, not a curated record. The coding region runs from base 51 to 1838 and encodes 595 amino acids. Gene Ontology annotation, molecular function: syntaxin-1 binding. NCBI's taxonomy places the organism in Eukaryota, Metazoa, Chordata, Amphibia, Anura, Pelobatidae. Gene Ontology annotation, cellular component: plasma membrane; secretory granule.